GCUCCGCUGCAGCCGCGCCCGGCCGGAGCCUCCUGUUGAUCGUCGCGCUCGCACGGGCCACGGCGCCGCCCCUGCGCGCCCGGCCCCGCCACCUCGGGGCUGACGGACUGAGGGCCAGCACCGCCGGCUCCGGGAUGGGCGCACGGACUGUACUCUGAAGUCUCGGGAAGCUGGACCAUUUAAUGUGCACGGCCCAUGAGAAAGGUAUAUAAGGAGCCAUGGCACUCCCCUUUCAAAAAGAACUGGAGAAAUACAAGAACAUUGAUGAAGAUGAGCUUCUUGGCAAACUCUCAGAAGAGGAACUGAAGCAGUUGGAAAAUGUGCUAGAUGACCUAGAUCCUGAGAGUGCAAUGCUGCCAGCUGGCUUCCGACAGAAAGACCAGACACAGAAAGCAGCCACCGGCCCAUUUGACCGUGAGCACCUCCUCAUGUACCUGGAGAAGGAGGCUUUGGAACAGAAAGACAGAGAGGACUUUGUGCCCUUCACUGGAGAAAAGAAAGGGAGAGUUUUCAUCCCCAAAGAAAAGCCUGUAGAAACUCGUAAAGAAGAAAAAGUGACCCUUGACCCGGAACUGGAAGAAGCUUUGGCCAGCGCCUCUGACACUGAACUCUAUGAUCUUGCAGCUGUCCUUGGAGUACACAAUUUGCUCAACAACCCAAAGUUUGAUGAAGAAACAGCCAAUAAUAAAGGUGGCAAAGGGCCUGUAAGAAAUGUGGUCAAAGGUGAAAAGGUCAAGCCAAUAUUUGAGGAACCACCCAAUCCCACAAAUGUGGAAAUAAGUCUGCAGCAGAUGAAAGCCAACGAUCCCAGCCUGCAGGAAGUUAACCUCAACAACAUUAAGAACAUUCCAAUUCCAACCCUGAAGGAAUUUGCAAAGGCUCUGGAGACUAACACUCAUGUGAAGAAGUUCAGCUUGGCCGCAACCCGCAGCAAUGACCCUGUGGCCAUUGCUUUUGCAGAUAUGCUGAAAGUAAACAAGAGCCUGAAAAGUCUAAACAUAGAAUCGAAUUUUAUCACUGGAACUGGGAUCCUGGCUCUGGUAGAGGCACUGAAAGAAAAUGACACCUUGACAGAGAUCAAAAUCGAUAACCAGAGGCAGCAGCUAGGAACAGCCGUAGAGAUGGAAAUCGCCCAGAUGCUGGAGGAGAAUUCAAGGAUACUCAAGUUUGGAUAUCAGUUUACCAAGCAAGGGCCACGAACAAGGGUGGCAGCUGCCAUCACAAAGAAUAACGACCUGGUUCGUAAGAAGAGAGUUGAAGCAGAUCGAAGGUAAACUUCUACAAGAAGUUUCACCACAUCGCAGCCAUUUAAAAACAAACGACAAAAACUCUUCUUCUCCAUCAGGACCAUUUUAUCGAAGGUUGUUCGUUUCCGUUAACCACACAACUAAUAAUUUAAUUGUUAUUCUUUUUUUAGCACUACUUAUUUAUCUUGGGUUUUAUAAUAUAUAUCAUUGUUUUAUUUGCUCGUGGGCACUCUGGCAACUUGACAAAUGGACUGAUGCAGAUCUUAGAGAGUGACAACAAUUGAAAAUUAUUCUAACACUUUC
Molecule: messenger RNA, 1550 nt
Organism: Carlito syrichta (Philippine tarsier)
Lineage: Eukaryota; Metazoa; Chordata; Mammalia; Primates; Tarsiidae
Gene: TMOD2
Product: tropomodulin 2
Exons: 10
Coding region: 219-1274 (351 amino acids)
Biological process (GO): pointed-end actin filament capping; myofibril assembly; muscle contraction
Cellular component (GO): myofibril; striated muscle thin filament
Molecular function (GO): tropomyosin binding
Source: RefSeq, a predicted model, not a curated record